This is a messenger RNA of Hibiscus syriacus, 1431 nucleotides long. RefSeq names its product protein phosphatase 2C 37-like. The transcript has 4 exons. Gene Ontology annotation, molecular function: protein serine/threonine phosphatase activity; cation binding. The record is from RefSeq and is a predicted model, not a curated record. Bases 132 to 1376 code for a protein of 414 amino acids. Gene Ontology annotation, biological process: protein dephosphorylation. Lineage: Eukaryota; Viridiplantae; Streptophyta; Magnoliopsida; Malvales; Malvaceae. Gene Ontology annotation, cellular component: cytosol; nucleus.
UUACGAUUCAAAUCUCUAAUGAGAAAUUAAAAGAGCAAAUGAUCUCUCUUUGAUUUUGAAACGAAGUUUGUUCUUAACUAUAAGCUAUAUUCGAUUUUUUUUUUGUUUUGAAAUUUUAUUUAGUAUUCUAAAUGGCUGGAGUUUGCUGUGGAGUUAUUGCGGAGAUUGAAUCAGCAGCUGCGGUUGAACAAACCGCGAGAUCUUCCCGUCGCCGGAGAAUGGAUCUGCGGCCGUGUAAGUUAGUCACCGACGCCUCCGUUUUACCGCCGUUGGAAAACGGUAGAAAAUGUCAGAAACUGGAUUUGGAUCUCGUACUCCAAGUUUCUCGAGACUUUGAUAACGCGAUUGAGAACUCGGAAUCUAUACACCUUAACGAAUAUCGCGAAAUUAAUGACGGUUUUAAUUCUAACGGAACAGUGGAGUUGGAGACUGAAACGGAACAGCCGAAGUACGGUUUGACUUCCGUUUGCGGAAGGCGACGCGAUAUGGAAGACGCCGUUUCGAUUCAUCCGUCGUUUUGUAAACUAAGCUUUGAAGCUGAAAUUUCGUCCGAUAUUCACUUUUUCGGCGUGUUUGACGGCCAUGGCUGCUCUCAUGUUGCGGUGAAGUGUAGAGAUCGGUUUCAUGAGAUAGUUAAAGAAGAAAUUGAAGCCUGUCGCGGCGGAAAGACGGUGGACUGGAAGCUAACGAUGGAACGAAGCUUUGAGAGGAUGGAUAAGGAAGUUCAAGAAUCGGCGGUUGAAGUAAAAGAGAAUUCAAAUUGCCGAUGCGAACUCCAAACUCCACAGUGCGACGCCGUCGGAUCCACCGCCGUGGUUGCUAUUGUGAUGCCGGAUAAGAUCGUCGUCGCCAACUGCGGUGAUUCCCGCGCUGUCUCGUGUCGGAACGGCGUAGCUCUUCCCCUCUCCGACGAUCACAAGCCGGAUCGACCCGAUGAACUGCUCCGAAUUGAAGAAGCGGGCGGCCGAGUAAUUUACUGGGAUGGCCCUCGAGUUCUUGGUGUUUUAGCCAUGUCUAGAGCGAUUGGUGAUAAUUAUUUAAAGCCGUUCGUUAUACCGGAGCCUGAGGUGACAAUAACGGAGAGAACUAGCGAAGAUGAAUGUUUAAUAUUGGGGAGCGAUGGGUUAUGGGACGUGGUGACAAACGAUACAGCUUGCAGGGUGGCGCGUAUGUGUUUACGCGCUCAAAAGCCAGCAUCACCACUGAUGUCACACGGAAAUGAGGCGGCCAUUCGGGGUGGUGGUGGCGGAUCCGAGAGUUACGACAAGGCGUGUUGGGAUGCUUCCAUUUUGUUAACCAAAUUGGCCUUGGUUAGAUAUAGCACCGAUAACGUUAGUGUUGUGGUGGUUGAUUUGAAGAAACAUCAACGGCUUUGAUUAAAAAGUAAAUAAAUAAAUAAAUAGAAUUUUGGAGACCGAUACUUUUAGCUUA